Molecule: messenger RNA, 3039 nt
Organism: Talaromyces rugulosus
Lineage: Eukaryota; Fungi; Ascomycota; Eurotiomycetes; Eurotiales; Trichocomaceae
Exons: 7
Coding region: 1-3039 (1012 amino acids)
Molecular function (GO): oxidoreductase activity, acting on NAD(P)H
Source: RefSeq, a predicted model, not a curated record
AUGUCUCCUACCAACCGUGCCUCCUGGCUCACUACCAAACAGUGCCCAGUCAAUGUUGUCGAUUCUGCUCCUUACACUUCUCCCAUUGCCAACGAACUGGUGAUCCGAACAAAGGCCAUAGCCUUAAACCCAGCCGACGUCGUUGUCCAGCAACUGGGAGUACUAUUGACUCAGUACCCUGCCAUUCUAGGCUGCGAUGUUGCUGGUGAGGUAGUAGAGGUCGACCCUUCCCUUUCAGAUACGUUUAAAGUGGGUGAUCGUGUUACUGGCUCUGCUGCUUGUGUGCACCUGCGCGAUGGAAACUACUGCUACUCCGGGUUUCAGGAAUACGUCGUUCUGAAAAUGCCUUUCAUUGGAAAGAUACCCGAAGGUGUUAGAUACGAAGAGGCUGCAGUGCUGCCGCUAGGAAUAAAUACCGCUGCUAGCUGUCUAUUCUCCGACAAGACGUUAGAUCUGAAUCUUCCUUCCAACGAAGGCAAAACGCUGGAAAAGAAACAGACGGUACUGAUCUGGGGUGCCAGUAGUAGCGUUGGCUCUUGUGGUGUGCAGCUGGCUACCCACGCCGGAUACGAAGUUGUCGGUGUGGCGAGCGCAAAGAAUCAUGAGAUGGUCAAGCACCUCGGAGCCCGCGUUUGUUUUGAUCAGAAUGACCCCACAGUCGUGGAUAGCAUUGUCAAAUAUCUACAGGACAAGGAUGUCGUGGGAGCAUUCAGCUCUGUCAGCAGCGAGGCCGCCUUGGAUUCCUUGUGUGAGAUUCUCGAUCGAAAUGGUGGGAUAAAAGUAGUAGCUUCAGUGGUACCUGGCGCAGAACAAAAGGCAUCUAGGCAAGUGACAAUCAGGACGAAUUUCACCACGGACAUCGAAAAGAAUUCUUUCACGCGCCCUGUGUGGAAGUGGCUCAAUAGAGUCAUGGAUGAAUCCAAAAUCAAGUAUCUUCCACAGCCGGAAAUCGUUGGAUAUGGGCUGGAAGAUGUACAGAAGGGCGUUGAUUUGUUGGCAAAGGGAAAGGUGUUCUGCCUCUUGCUGCUUUCAAACAUCAUGUCGCCUAAAAAGGUGCGAAGCUUGACGUCGAGGCUUGCAAGCUCCGACAAUGCACUUUCCUUGUUUGUUUCAGAGACAGACUGUGUGUGUCGCUUUUUUAACCCCAAGAAUUUCUGCCAACAGAUGACAGGUGUUUAUAGUGACGUGGGCCGCUUGUGGACGGGCGCAAGAAUAUUCGCAGACGGCGAUGAGAAAUGCCGCCUGGAUGAGAGGAACACGAGGGACACUAUGCCCUCGAAAAUAAAUUUAAAUAUGGCAGCUAAAUCAGGAGAAACAACUGCACAACUGCAAUGUGUGCAGAAGGGCGGUCCUCUCCAGGUCGUACAAGUGCCUAAGCCCAGCGUGAAGCCGGACCAGGUACUCAUCCGCCAGGCUUUUGUCGGUCUGAACGGUUUGGACUGGAAGCAACGCGACUCCGGAAUGUUCAUUUCUCGUUGGCCACACGUUCUUGGUGUCGAAGGCGCUGGCGUGAUUGAGGUCGUCGGUUCAGACGUCAAGCAUCUUCAACCUGGCGACGAGGUGAUGGCGUGGGAGGUCGGAAUGGCACACGGCGAGGAAUGGGGCGGUGCUUACCAGGAGCAUCUCGUCAUGCCGGUACGCUAUGUUACUAAGAAGCCCAACAAUAUCAGCCUCGAACAGGCCGCCUCGCUGCCAGUUUGCUAUAUAACGGCUAUCUGUGCUAUCUACUGUCUUGGUUUAAACCUUCCAGUUGCAUAUCUGCAAGGGAAAUCAGAAUCCAAACACGCUCCCUCGUCUGUUCUCAUCUUGGGUGGCAGUUCGUCAAUUGGCGCCAACGCGAUCCAACUUCUUCGACUAGCAUACCCAUCCAUGCCCAUAUUUGCAACCAGUUCUCCUCAUAAUCAGGCCCAACUGAUCUCUCUGGGUGCGACGCAAGUAUUUAACUACCGCAGCCCAGGAUUGGUGUCGUCAAUCAAGGCUGCAUCGCCGGACGCUGCCGGUGUCGACAUGAUCAUCGAUUGUCUGGCUGCCGGCGCAACGCAAAGUGAUAUUUGCGAUUCAUUCGACCCUAAAGGAUCUAAAAGAUACUCUUCUGUUAUGUCUGGAAUCACAGUUCCGGUUCCAGAUGGGGUCACAAAAUUCGAGGUCAAUGGGAUGAUCCUCCUGGAGAUUGAGGGUGGAGAGCGGGUUAUUCCAGCACUGACGGACUUGAUCGAGGGCGGCAAAUACCAGGUGCCGUUGCCAGUAAAUUUCAGCCGAAGACAAGAAUCGGUCGAAUUGAAAAAAAAAAUGUCGCCCAGGUCUGAGAGUGUUACAUCACGCGCCCCAACAAAGUCUUUAGACAUACAUUCCGAGAGUGAUAGAGGCCAAAGGCAAGAUGAAGAGAUUGAAGAGGAAGUAUUCGGACGGUCGGAAGAUGAUAUUGGGACACCAGAUACAUCGUCCACCUCAAAUAAAGAGAGACAGCGUGGGCUAUAUGCUGCCGGUAGAGGCGGUUAUAACGCGCUGAAAAUGUUCAAUGGCCAGGUAUACUCAGGCAUGACGGUGGGUUCCUCACAUGAAUGGGACUACGACCAAGGACUGUGGAAGGAAACCAAGAUUGAACCCGACUUGUGGAAAAUUGACUACCAAGCGACGAAGCGGCGUGCUAGAAAGGCACCGAAAGGAAGUGGUGUACCUGUUGGUGCACAAUAUCAUUGGUACAUUAUCGCUCACCAGUAUGUGGAAAAGACAGAUGAGAAUACUUACGAGACCCAUCUUCUUGGUUCCAAAUACAAGCUAGCACACAAGUCCGCAUCUGAAACGUCGUGGUCUAUCCCCACUGUUAAAGGUCAAAGAGAACAGGAAAUUAACCUUCUUGAAGAUGCCAAAAGACGAAUUCAAAACCUCCCGCCGGUCUUGGCGAGUGAGAAGGUGAAAGAGAGAAAAAAGGAAAAAGGGCAACAAACACUAGACAAAUUGUUCACUAAAAGGAAAGGUGCAUGUAGUGAUGAAGGUCACCAGAUAAAUAAAAUAGCCAAGCUUAGACAUGAUAAAUGA